ACUGACGAUACAAAGGACAAUGCACAGUGUAUAUCCUGAUGACAUUUUGUAUGCUGUGACAUGGGUUUUGCCAUGGCAUCUGAGACUGAAAAGGCCCAUGCUCUUCUCCAAACUUUCAGCACAGCUUCAGUUAUUUCUAGUCUAGGUUUGGGAAUAUUCUGCUUUGUAGCAGACAGACUUCUGCAGUUUUCUUUCAUUCAGCAAAAUGACUGGCUCCGAGCCUUCUCUGAUAAUGCAGUGCAUGGUAUACUAGGAGUGUGGUCCUGGGCAAUAGUGAUUGGACUCAGGAAGAAAAGUGACUUCACUGAAGUCACUCUGGCUGGCUUCCUCGCCUCUGUCAUUGAUGUGGACCACUUUUUUCUUGCUGGCUCCCUGUCGUUAAAGGCUGCUCUGACUCUUCCACAGAGACCACUUCUUCAUUGUUCUACUGUGAUUCCUGUUGUGGCUCUGACAUUAAAGUUUAUUAUGCACCUUUUCAGGCUUAAGGAUUCAUGGUGCUUUCUUCCCUGGAUGUUGUUCCUAUCCUGGACUUCUCAUCACGUCCGUGACGGGAUUCGUCACGGCCUCUGGAUCUGCCCAUUUGGAAAAACUCCUCCUUUGCCAUAUUGGCUGUAUGUGGCAAUUACAGCAUCUUUACCUCAUCUAUGUUCUUUUAUUAUGUAUUUAACAGGCACAAGAGAAUUAAUGUCUAUAAAACACGGAAUCCGCAUUGAUGUAUAAGAAUGAUGGCUCUUAAAGGUUGUUUGUAUUAGCAUUGAAGUAAGCUGUCUGUUUAUCACUGAAGUGGUUUCCUUAUGGUUUCCUUACGACUUCCGAGUUAGGCAUUUGAAGCCUGUGGAGCCAGUUACAGCUCCUGUGUCAGUUCUGUGUGGUCACAGAAACCUAUUUCAUGAAUGGUAAUAGUUUUAUAUCUAUGCAUUCCCCUUGUAAAAUGUGUGGUCUUCCAUUAUAGUUCAUGCAUAGCUGGCUGAUUUAUAAAGUACUUAGUCUCUCUCUGUAGUAAUUACAUUACAUUUUACUGUCAUGGUACCGUUCAUCUGAUCACCAUUCGCUUUGGAUUUGUAUUCUACCCUUAGGUAAUACAUUUCAUCUAGAUAGCAUUUGUAUAGCACUUAAAAAAUGUAAAGUACUAUAUA
Molecule: messenger RNA, 1136 nt
Organism: Fulmarus glacialis (Northern fulmar)
Lineage: Eukaryota; Metazoa; Chordata; Aves; Procellariiformes; Procellariidae
Gene: TMEM267
Product: chromosome unknown open reading frame, human C5orf28
Exons: 2
Coding region: 61-720 (219 amino acids)
Source: RefSeq, a predicted model, not a curated record